Molecule: messenger RNA, 750 nt
Organism: Saccharomyces mikatae IFO 1815
Lineage: Eukaryota; Fungi; Ascomycota; Saccharomycetes; Saccharomycetales; Saccharomycetaceae
Gene: DPC25
Product: Dpc25p
Exons: 1
Coding region: 1-750 (249 amino acids)
Cellular component (GO): mitochondrion
Source: RefSeq, a predicted model, not a curated record
AUGAUAAGAAGUCACGGAUGGUCAUUACUUAACAGAUUCUAUCCGGUUCGGAGUUUCACAAGAUACUCUAAGGUUGAUAUGACUUUUGAAGGAAACACUCAGGAUAUAUCUACUUCUGCCGAAGAGAGAAUGACAACUGUGUUUGGGGGUCGCUUAAAGGGGGAGCCACCAAAGUCUACAAGUAGAGUGCUCACUGGCGGAAUGAGGAAAAUAGCAGGUGUCCAGGUACCAGCAAAACCGCAAGAACCAGAUAACUGUUGCAUGUCAGGAUGUGUUAACUGUGUGUGGGAGAUAUAUAGUGAGGAUUUGAGGGACUGGAAACAAAGAAGAAAAGAGGCAGCAGAAAACAUCGAGGGAACUGAAGAAAAAUGGCCCAAAGACUGGAAUCCGCCUUUGGGAUUGUUGAAUUUGGAAAACAUCCCAGUGGAAUUACGAGAAAAGAAGCUGGAAGUUGAAAGUAGGAAAGCAGAACAAUCUCAUGAUUUGUCUGCUAUCAGAAGCUUGUUCCCUAAGAGAAAAGGACCCCUGCCCAAAAGUGUAUUAGCAGCCAAAAGAAAAAAUACUGCUUUGAGACACAAACACGAACAAGAAGAAGGGGGAGCAGGUCAAUAUAUGGUUGAGCUUGAUGCAGAUGAAGGCUGGGAAGAUAUCCCAGUUUACGUCAAAGCAUUCGCCGAAUUUGAAACAAAGAAAAGGUUACAAAAUAUUCACCGACAGGAAGAACUAAAAAAGAGAACAGCUUUAGUUUGA